Messenger RNA from Acomys russatus (golden spiny mouse), 3232 nucleotides. It is a transcript of the gene Satb2, whose product is annotated as SATB homeobox 2. Lineage: Eukaryota; Metazoa; Chordata; Mammalia; Rodentia; Muridae. The coding region runs from base 406 to 2634 and encodes 742 amino acids. Gene Ontology annotation, biological process: regulation of transcription by RNA polymerase II; chromatin remodeling. Gene Ontology annotation, molecular function: DNA-binding transcription factor activity, RNA polymerase II-specific; RNA polymerase II cis-regulatory region sequence-specific DNA binding. The record is from RefSeq and is a predicted model, not a curated record. The transcript is spliced from 12 exons.
AUUGGCAUCAUCAGAUAUAAUAAUACUGACGAAUCAGACAAAAAAGAUCCCCACUAAAUGAUUCGCAUUUCUUUUCCAGAAGUCCUGACGUCCUAAUAUCAAUUCUUCUUAGUUCGUGGACAUUGGGCCAGAGGUAGAUUCUGCAAUUCCAACACCAAGAAGAAGACACCCUGACCCAGGACCUUAAACGUUAGGACCGGGGAAGAGGAAAAGGAAGGGGAAGGAGGAAAGAGAAGGGAAGACUAGGACAACACUGCGAAUCACCAGAAACUUUCCAUCCUGGAUUCUCUACUUUUGCUCCAUGGACAGAGCCCCAGCCAGCCAAGUUUCAGACAGACCGUGAGCAGUCCCUGCGCGUUUUAUUGCGACCUGCCGGUGGGAACUUUGUCUCCAAAUCGGAGCAGCAUGGAGCGGCGGAGCGAGAGCCCGUGUCUGCGGGACAGCCCCGACCGAAGGAGCGGCAGUCCCGACGUCAAGGGGCCUCCCCCGGUGAAGGUGGCCCGGCUGGAGCAGAACGGCAGCCCCAUGGGAGCCCGCGGGAGGCCCAACGGCGCCUUGGCCAAGGCCGUGGGAGGUAACAGCCCGGAGCUGGGAGGUUUGAUGAUUCCAGUCUUCUGUGUGGUGGAGCAGUUGGAUGGCUCUCUCGAGUAUGACAACAGAGAAGAACACGCUGAGUUCGUCUUGGUGCGAAAAGACGUGCUUUUUAGCCAGCUGGUGGAGACAGCGCUCCUGGCCCUGGGGUACUCCCACAGCUCUGCAGCGCAGGCCCAAGGAAUAAUCAAGCUGGGGAGGUGGAACCCCCUGCCCCUUAGUUAUGUGACAGACGCCCCGGAUGCGACUGUGGCUGACAUGCUGCAAGACGUCUAUCAUGUUGUGACACUGAAGAUCCAAUUACAAAGUUGUUCGAAGUUGGAAGACUUGCCUGCGGAGCAAUGGAACCACGCCACAGUCCGCAAUGCCUUAAAGGAACUACUCAAAGAGAUGAACCAGAGCACGUUAGCCAAAGAAUGCCCUCUCUCCCAGAGUAUGAUUUCAUCCAUUGUAAAUAGCACAUACUAUGCCAAUGUGUCAGCAACCAAGUGCCAGGAGUUUGGGAGAUGGUAUAAAAAGUAUAAGAAGAUUAAAGUGGAAAGAGUGGAGCGAGAAAACCUUUCAGACUAUUGUGUUCUGGGCCAGCGGUCAAUGCAUUUACCAAAUAUGAACCAGCUGGCAUCCCUGAGUAAAACCAACGAACAGUCUCCUCAUAGCCAAAUCCACCACAGUACUCCAAUCCGAAAUCAAGUGCCCGCAUUACAGCCCAUCAUGAGCCCUGGUCUCCUCUCACCCCAGCUCAGUCCACAGCUUGUGAGGCAGCAAAUAGCCAUGGCCCAUCUGAUUAACCAACAGAUAGCCGUUAGCCGGCUCCUGGCUCACCAGCAUCCUCAAGCCAUCAACCAGCAGUUCUUGAACCAUCCACCCAUCCCCAGAGCAGUUAAGCCAGAGCCAACCAACUCCUCUGUGGAAGUGUCUCCUGAUAUCUACCAGCAAGUUAGAGAUGAGCUGAAGAGGGCCAGCGUGUCUCAAGCUGUCUUUGCAAGAGUGGCGUUCAACCGCACACAGGGGUUGCUGUCAGAGAUACUGCGGAAGGAGGAAGACCCCAGGACCGCGUCCCAGUCUCUUCUAGUAAACCUAAGGGCCAUGCAGAACUUCCUCAAUCUGCCUGAAGUGGAGCGUGAUCGCAUUUACCAGGAUGAGCGAGAGCGGAGCAUGAACCCCAAUGUGAGCAUGGUCUCCUCAGCCUCUAGCAGUCCCAGCUCCUCCCGAACCCCGCAGGCCAAAACCUCGACACCGACAACAGACCUCCCUAUUAAGGUGGACGGCGCCAACGUCAACAUCACAGCUGCCAUUUAUGACGAGAUCCAACAGGAGAUGAAAAGGGCCAAGGUGUCUCAAGCCCUGUUUGCCAAAGUGGCUGCAAACAAAAGUCAGGGCUGGCUUUGUGAGCUGCUUCGCUGGAAGGAGAACCCCAGCCCAGAAAACCGCACCCUUUGGGAGAAUCUCUGCACCAUCCGCCGCUUCCUGAAUCUUCCCCAACACGAGAGGGACGUGAUCUAUGAGGAAGAAUCGAGACAUCACCACAGCGAGCGCAUGCAGCAUGUGGUCCAGCUCCCACCCGAGCCUGUGCAGGUCCUUCACCGACAGCAGUCCCAGCCGACCAAGGAGAGCUCCCCUCCUAGAGAAGAAGCGCCCCCACCACCUCCUCCGACAGAAGACAGCUGCGCCAAAAAACCUCGCUCUCGCACAAAGAUCUCCUUGGAAGCCCUGGGCAUCCUUCAGAGCUUCAUCCAUGACGUGGGCCUCUAUCCUGACCAGGAAGCCAUCCACACACUCUCGGCCCAGCUCGACCUCCCCAAACACACCAUCAUCAAAUUCUUCCAGAACCAGAGGUACCACGUGAAGCAUCAUGGGAAGCUGAAGGAGCACCUCGGGUCUGCGGUGGACGUGGCGGAGUAUAAGGACGAGGAGCUGCUGACCGAGUCGGAGGAGAACGACAGUGAGGAAGGCUCCGAGGAAAUGUAUAAGGUGGAGGCGGAGGAGGAGAAUGCCGCCGCCGAGAAAAGCAAGGCGGCGCCCGCCGAACCCGAUCAGAGAUAAUGUGCGCUCCACCAGGCAAAGCAAUAGAUGGGUCCAAGGACUUUCUCUUUUAGUUUCUUUAAAAAAAAAAAAAAUUCCUCUUGGCUUUGUUUUGUUUUGUUUUUAAAUGUCUGUUUUAUUUUUCUUACCCUUAAUGGCAUUCCUCCGUCACACAGGAUAGCCUAUAGACUGAGUAAACUCAGAGUCGCCUUGGCAAAGACACCAAGUGUUAAACUCUCACAAUUGACUGGACCAUAGUGAUUUUGGUCACGGGAGACCCUGCGUCAUUCUCCUUGCACUUACGGAAGAGACACCAGGCAAGUACCAGGAUGGAAAGACCCAGGAAAUAAAUGAAGGAAGCUACAAGUGUGUGUAUAUGUAUAUGUACAUAUCUCUAUAUUUACAUAUAUAUAUAUUAAAAUUGCAUGGGACAGAGAACUUUUCAAUCUCAAAGACUAGACUGUGAAAUGAGUUCUUAAAGAAAAGACUUGUUUAUGUAUAAAAAAUAUACCACUUCACAGUGAGUCGCUUUGACUUUUUGAGAAAACUGCGGCCUGCUCUCAGGGCGGGGUGACUAUUUUUGAAUUCCUAUUUAUUUUGUGUGUUUGUCCCUGAUUUU